Molecule: messenger RNA, 408 nt
Organism: Rhagoletis zephyria (snowberry fruit fly)
Lineage: Eukaryota; Metazoa; Arthropoda; Insecta; Diptera; Tephritidae
Source: RefSeq, a predicted model, not a curated record
AUGGCUCGCACCAAGCAGAUUGCUCGCAAGUUUACCGGCUUAACGACUGCCCAAAAGCAAGGUUUAACCGCCAAACCUGCUCGUAAGCAGGGCCCUUUGACUGGUGGAUUGAUGAAACCCCAUCGAUACCGUCCUGGAGAUGUGGCCCUUCGUGAGAUCCGCCACUACCAGAACACCACCGAACUGCUUUUCUGCAAACUCCGUUUUAAACUUGUGGUGAAGACAAUUGCCCAGGACAUCAAGGCUGAUGUGCGUUUUCAAAAUGCUGCCAUUGGCGGUCUGCAGGAAGCCGCAGAGGCUUACCUGGCCGACUUUCUGACUGACGCCUACUUGUGUGCCACCCACGCCAAACGAGUCACUCUUCAGCUCAGAGACAUUCAACUGGCUCGUCGCAUUCGAGGAGAGUGA